Mya arenaria is the source of this 1887-nucleotide messenger RNA. Its product is annotated as kelch-like protein diablo. The record is from RefSeq and is a predicted model, not a curated record. Gene Ontology annotation, molecular function: protein binding. The coding region runs from base 1 to 1887 and encodes 628 amino acids. The transcript has 6 exons. NCBI's taxonomy places the organism in Eukaryota, Metazoa, Mollusca, Bivalvia, Myida, Myidae.
AUGAGCAGCAAACCAGAAACGUCCAAAGCGCUCGCUAGCAGUGCGAAAUGUCUUGGGUACCGCGGGGAAUUCAUCAGGCGCCGGAUGUUGCAGAAAUCGUUUAAGGGCGACGAGCGCGGACUCAAGCACCUCCCAAAGCUUUCUGACACCAUGCUGACGGGCAUGGAGGUCUUGUGGCGACAACGUAUUCUCUGUGACGUUGAACUCGUCGCCGCAGACAGGAAGCGUAUCUUCGGUCACCGCCUCGUGCUCGCCACAUGCAGCGAUUACUUUUAUGAACAGUUUAUAGAAACUCCGUACACCGCCAUCUCGGCGCAGCUGGAGAUUCCGGAUAUCCGGGGGGACAUUCUGGAGGUUCUCGUGGAGGCCAUGUACACGAGCAGGGUGAAAGUAGAAUCCGGGAAUGUGGACAAUCUCAUGUCAUCUGCUCACUAUCUCGGCAUGUUCAUCAUCAUGGACGCCUGUGAGAGCUUCCUGUUGGACCACCUCAGCAAGGACAACUGUCUCCAGCUUCUCAGCACUGCAUAUAAAUACGAAUUGGAUCGCCUAUCGGACGCUUCAUUACAAACAGCUGCGCAAAACUUCCAUACAAUUUCCAAAAAAAUGCUGUAUAGAAAUUUGUCGAUUGAGCAUGUUGUACCUUUAUUGAAGAGAAAUGAUUUGAAGGUUGAGAACGAAUUGGAAGUUUUCUUUCGCGCGCGCGCAUGGAUAGACGAAAACAAGGAGAGCCGUCUGCAGUACGCGGCUGACCUGAUGUCGUCGAUUCGUUUGCCGCUCAUGACGCCGGCGGAAGUACUUGACAAUGUAGAGGGGUGCAACUACCUGAUGGACAUCACCGAAUGCCAGCGGCUCGUGAAGGAGGCCUUGCACUACCAUCUGAUGCCUGCCAGGCAGUGUCUCCUCCAGUCUCAGAGGACGGUUCCUCGGAUGCCAUCCGCCAUGAGUCUACUUAUGACUGGCGGCGCUCCUCGCCUGGAGACGGACAAAGUGCGCGACCACGUGAUUAGAUACGACCCCGUCACUGGGCAGUGGAACCACGUUACCAAUAUCCCAGAACCCAGGCACCAUCAUGCCGCGACCGUGCUGCAUGGGUUCCUGUACGUGGCUGGAGGGGACGGAGCGCUGGAAGGCGUGUCCCCCUCACGUUCCGUGUUCCGGUUCGAUCCCCGUAACCACGCCUGGAUCGAGGUGGCGCCUAUGGUGUGUUCUCGCCAAGACUUCCAACUUGCCGUCUUCAAUAACACCAUAUUUGCCGUCGGUGGUCGCGUGAGCGCGGACACAUGCCUGGCGAGCGUGGAGAGAUACGACCCGGCCGCGGACACAUGGACAGAGGUCGCUGAGCUGCACGCACCCCGUCGUUGCGCCGCCGUCGCCACUCUCGACGGGAAGCUGUACGCCGUUGGAGGAUCAGGCAGUCGGCUGUUGUCUAGCCGAGUGGAGAGGUACAGCCCGGCAGAAAACAAGUGGGAGUUGCUCAAGCCGCUCGCAACCCCGCGCUUCUUUGCACAUCUGCUGUCUACAUCCGGUCACAUGAUCUUGGUUGGCGGAGCAACCAUUGACGACAGCGGAAAUAUUGCCUGUGUAGAUACGAUUGAAAGGUACUCACCAAAGAGCAAUCAAUGGACGACGCUAUGUAAGAUGCGGCAGCCUAGGUCUGAAUUUGGGUGUGCUGUCAUAAACGAGAAGAUAUACGUGUUUGGAGGCUAUGACUGGACAGAGAAAAAACGUUUGGUGGAUGUCGUGUGUUUUGAUGCUGACACCGGAAGUUGGACAGAUUUGGGCCAGAUGCCGGAUCAUCUGACAGGCGCCGCGGCCGCCUCGCUCGUGCUGUACGGACCGCCUUGGAGCUGGGAUCCGCCUAAGGCAGAACACAUCGAUGAUAUUUAG